Ostreococcus tauri is the source of this 2262-nucleotide messenger RNA. RefSeq names its product Exocyst complex component Sec6. The coding region runs from base 1 to 2262 and encodes 753 amino acids. Lineage: Eukaryota; Viridiplantae; Chlorophyta; Mamiellophyceae; Mamiellales; Bathycoccaceae. Gene Ontology annotation, biological process: exocytosis; exocyst localization. Gene Ontology annotation, molecular function: SNARE binding. The transcript has a single exon. Gene Ontology annotation, cellular component: exocyst. The record is from RefSeq and is a predicted model, not a curated record.
AUGUCGACGACGACGGCGCGCGCGAUGGGGAUGGAGGCGGUGCGCGAGCGGUUGAAAAUAAUCGACGACGGCACCGCCGCCGCGCGCGCGCUCGGAGAGACGACGUCGACCGCGCGAGCGACGCUUGGAGAACUGGAGGCGGCGCUCGGGAGCUCGAGAGGACGCGACGGUGGGAGGGGGGAUGGGAUGAGCGCGACGGAGCGAAUAGUGCGCGAGGCGCGAGAGGCGAGCGAACCGGCGGAGCGAGCGGAGGCGGCGAUCGCGACGUUGGAGCGGGAUGAGACGACGCUGUACGAGGCUUGGAUGACGCUGACGACGCUGGAGAUGGAUCUGCGGACGGUGCGGAUGGCGCUAGAGCGCACGGGGGGGCGCGCGAGAGGCGUGUUCGACGACGAGGAGUUCGAGCGCGUGGACCAGGCGCGGGCGACGUUCGAGGCGACGCUCUGGAACGGCGUACGUCAGGGUAUUCUCACCGGGGAGUCCGGUGCUGAGGGGUUAGUUCGUGCCCUUCGCGUCGUCGCGGAGCAGGAGGUGCUCGACGCUGAAUUUGAGCGAGACGCAGAGACGUUCGAGCCAGAGUUUGAUCCGGUGACGAACAGAGCGACGAACGCGCCGCCGCCGGAGCCAAAGAGAUGGAAGACGAGAGUGUUCGCCGAGGUAUCGAACGCGGUCGAGGCCAAGCUAGCUCUCAUCGCCGAAGGUUUCAGCGGUCUCGACGACAAACAGAGCAUCGAACAAGUUUUGGAAGCGCUUGAUGAGAGUCUCGUGUCGCUUGCCGAGAUGUACGAUUACACCAUUCCUGCAUUUCCGCCUGAGUGGCGCGUGUUUGAAAUCGUCGUAGCACCCACGUUUCACGCCGGAGUGUGCGAUUUGCUCGUCAGGCUGAGUGAAAGUCCGAACACGUCGAACGGCGACAUGGUGGCUGCGGUGAAAUGGUCAGAGCACUACUUCGUCGCCAUUCAGUCGCUCGGUUUGGACAUUGAGACCACGGAUGAGCGACCGAACGAGUCAUUUGAGAACGAUGAGGAUAAUACCGAGUCCACGAGUCCGCCGCUUCCGUUUCCCGUCGGCUUGUCGACGUUGAUUGACACGUACUGCGAGCGCAUGCGCUCGACGGUCACCGAAUGGACGGCGAAUCUCUACCAAGUCGCGAAGAGCAGGCCACCGAAACCGGACGGCCAUGGUAAGCUUUGGACGUCCAGCGAUUUGGAGUUUUUUCGUCUCAUCACGGAGCAAAUGAGCGUCGCCACCGAGACGCAGUCGCAUGUGUUUGUGAGGCAGUGCGGCAGAGUGACGGGCAAUUUGAUUGUCAAGUACGCGGCAACCGUCGCCGAGCGCUUGGGAGUGAAAAUCGCGCCGGUUCCAGCGAGGACGCCAUCGAGAGGAGCACACGGCCCUGCGUUUCACGAACACCGAGAGGUUCCAUUCGAGACGAUCGUGGCUGGCGUGAACGACUCGAGGCGCUGCCAGACGCUGAGCGCUCGCGUGUUGAAGAUGAUUUCGGAAGCGCUGGGCGGUAAAGAUAACGUCAUGUCCGAUGAGUUCGAACACGUCACCAAGGUAUUCAACACCGUUCACGCCGAGGCUCGGAGAAUGAUCUCGCGUCGAGUGCUAGACGAUCCAGGCUUGAACGAAGUCAUGAACACGUUUUAUCGAGGAGGCGCGGACAGUCUGUGGGCAACCGGCGAGUCGAUGACGACGUUUCUCGCGACGGUGGAGGAUUACUUGGACGAUACCGAAACGUGGCUAUCACCCGAAGUCGCGGAAUCGGUUACGGAAACCCUGUUCGAACAGCUUAUUGAACUUUUGUUCAUUCUCUUCACGAAGCAGGCGACGACUGUCGCUUCACACACCGUGGCGAGACUCGAGGAAGACGAACGGGCGCUCAUGGAAUCCAUGGCGCUACGAAUGUCACGGAAUAAGGCGCUCGGGAGAAUUGCGAGACUGAACAACCUUCGCGGCCUCAUCUGCGCAGAAACAGCCGAUGACUUUGUGAGUGAGUAUGGUCGACUUCUCUCGAAUUGGCCUGACGCCGGCUUGGAUGCCGUCGCAACCGUGCUUCAAGUUCGAACGGACAUCGACAAGUCAACGUCUAGGUCGACGUUGGAGCGAUGUCGCGAUUUAUGCAUCACGAGACUCGCCGCAAUGACCGGACAAACGCCGAGUGGGGUCCGAAUGACGGCGCCCAAGGAGCAUCGCCGAACCUCGUCGAACGUCUCGUAUUCUGGCUUCAACGCGCGAUUUCGGCAACUCAAUCGAUGA